UUUCGCCAUAUUUCAGAGUAAAAACCAGUGUUUAACUGUUUAAAAUAAAUAGAAUAUUAAUUCUAAAGAUUUUUUAUGCAGAUAAAUUGAUUAUUUACUGGAUUUAUGAAAAAAUAUAUAUAAUUUAUUUUUUUUGAAAAUAUAUAUAUAAGAAAAAUAGUUAGUCCUAAAAUUUCGUGCUCUCUAAUGUUGUACGGAUUGAGAAAACCAUAAUUUUUUUAUAGUUGUCUAAAGAAAAACGAGUAUGUCAGAAAAAUAUGGGAAAAAGGGAAAGAAAAAAAAAAAAGAAACUUAUCAUACAUGUCUCGCGGCGGGCGAAACCGUGGAAUUUCAUUGCAGAAGACCUCAUUACAUACAUAAGGGGAAUUUUCUUUUUUUUUUUAUCAAAACGUUACAUAUAUCAAAAGAAACGGGAAGAAAUGCAGAAAAUUAUUAAAAGAAAAAAAAUUCAGGUCCGGAUCGUACAACCCCCCCUCAAUGGUCACGACAGUUUAGCAAUGAAGUGUGCAUGAGUUACAAUGGAACACCGAACAUGUGCCAUUUAGGUGGCUGUGUUUCACUCAUGCUCGAUGUUCUAUUGUAACACAUGUUUGAUUUCUAAACCGGUCGCUGCCACUAAGGACACAAGAAAAAAAAAAAUCUAUCUCACAUAAACUGGCGAAGGGAAGCCCUUCCCGUGGAAGGGCAGGGGUAUGGCAUAGCCUGUCCUUCAAAGCCUGAGAUUGGCUGUUGGAAAGCGGGUAUUAGUUUGGAUUUAUGUUGAUCACCAAGGUGUGAGCUAAGUGAUAAACUGCUGGUAAUCCUCACACACACACACACACACACACACCGCGUAGUGUAGUGGUUAGCACGCUCGGCUCACAACCAAGAAAGCCCGGGUUCGAAUCCCGGGCGGGGCGAGGGAAAUGGGCGAGCCUCUUAAUGUGUGGCCCCUGUUCACCUAUCAGCAAGAAGGUACGGUAUGUAACCCGAAGGGCUGUGACCUCGCUGUCCCGGUGUGUGGUGUGUAAGUGGUCUCGGUCCUACCUAAAGAUCGGUCACUAUGAGCUCUGAGCUCUUUCCGUAGGAUAAUGAGACGACUGUAGGUGAAUCACAUGCACGCACACACACACACAUACAUUCUCUCUCUCUCUCUCUCUCUCUCUCUGUAACAUUCCUAUAUGAAAUACUUCCGUUCAAAAUUUGGUCUGAAGACCAACACGUUAUUGUCAGGUGUACCGUGUGCGAACUUGAGCCCUCUUAUCCGUCUCCCCUCCCCACCUUUCUCUGACCAUCUAUCUACACCAUCCAUUCUCAUCAUUAGCUAUACACACACGCGCGCGCGCAGACAAGAGAGAGAUAAGGAAGGGUUACUAAUAUUCAUGGGGUCACCAACUUUUAAUUUGUCAGUUUGGUACAGACUGAUUUGCACUAAUGACUCUUCUUAAUUUUUGAUACACGUGUUUCUGUUUUCUUGUUUCAUGACACAGUCGCAUGACUUUGCAUUCCUUAAAGUAUAAUGAUGUUUAAUUACAUUGCAUAUGAUACUAUAAAUUAAAGCAAAUCAUUUGGACCUUAAUCGAACAGUUAGCGUCGCGGUGGUGGCUAUAAUGGCUAGGCCAGGACCAAGCUCUGCGCGGUGACCUCUGCCCCCCCACUCACCUAUUUCUCCUGCCUUGUAUUUCACCACUUUCUAUUGCCUUCUACCUCGUAAUAUACUUGUGAUUCUUACAUCUAGUUUUGACCAAUUAAUUCAUGGUGAUAUUAUGUUGCUUUACGUGAAGUUUACGACUGUAUUUGAGGAAAUAUGAGCAAAAUAGUGAGGUGUUGUCAAAUGACCCAUUUCCCAUUACCUUCUGACCAGUUCUUGGUCGCCAGUUUAUAUGAGAUGCGCACGAAGCCUAUGUCAGGUAAUACUGAUGGCAGCAGUGCUUCCCGUGAUGUAAUGCAUAACAUUAUCAAUACGAAAUUACCUUUAUCUGCAGACCAUACAUAUUAAUAUUAACACAGACUCCGAGGUAGAAAGAUAAGAAAAGAGGGGAUCGAAGGGAAUGUCGUUUCAGUAGCUCUCAAAAAAGUAAUAAAUAAAUAAAUAAAUAAAUAAAAAAUCGCAGUCAGUGUGGUGUGUCAAUACGGCACGGUGACAAAACCCUCACUUCACAAAACAUACCCUCCCCACAGCACCACUGUGGAGGAGGUCGGCGAGUCCUCGGCAUUUUUUUCUAAGCCGCCCCUCACAAUGAGCGGUGCCAGGACGCGUCAGGCAGCCAGAUAGUCACAGCCAGCCCAUCGCGCUGGUGGACGCUCACUCAUCCCCCAGCUCCCGUCCUGCACACAGCCUGCAAGCCUUCCCGCCACACCACCAGUAGUCCUGCACAUAGCCUGCCGACUUGCCACGCCACCAGCAGUCCCGGCCAGCAACAAUUAAGUGGUCUAUCGUGUGAAUGAUAACAGUGAACACUUACCACAAUGGGUCUCGAGACAGAGAUGUCAAAAAUUGAAGGGUCACUUCAAGGUCACGUCAACUCGGCAUUCGUCACCACUUCGGGGGACGAGGUCACUCCCGCAGCCCUUGAGGGAAGAGAACCCGUCACUACCUCACCCCAGACAGGAAAAGAGGCAGCUCGUGCCGGAGGGAAGACGAGCGGCGUGCGAGCAGACCACAGCAAACCUGAAGCAAAAGAUGCUGACUUAAAGAAAAACAAAGGCCAAGGAUCAUCUCCUCCUCUCAGGAAUCAGGUGGCAUACGCGGCGCUGGCUGCCAUGACACACGCAGCCAUCGGCACCAUGCUUGGUCUGCCCGGCGUGAUCCUGCCGCAGCUCACUGAUCCAACCUCACACGACCUGUUCCUCAACACUUCCCAGGUGGCGCUCUUCGGCAGUCUGAUCCACGUGGGCGCCAUGGCGGGUUCCCUGGUGGGUGGCGGCCUUAGUGUUUAUCUGGGGCAGCGCGUCACUCUCCUGAUUGUGAUGCCCUUCUGCUUGGUGCUGUGGCUCGGCAUGGCCUUCACCUCAACUGUGUGGAUCUUGCAGCUGAUGCGCGCCCUUCUGGGAGUGGUGCAGGGCUUCAUCGGAACCACAGCGGGUAACUACCUGGUGGAGAUAACACAUUCCAGCUUACGGGGAUGCCUCAUACCUUUCCUGGACAUAUGGAGGCAGUUUGGGAUCUUACUGGUGUAUGCUGUGGGCUCCUUUCAUCUGACGUGGCGUGAGGUAAUGUUGGUGUGUGGUUGCGUUAGUACUGUGCCAACUUUCAUUGCUCUUCUGUUUCUCCCUAACUCACCGCGAUGGUUAGUGACUCGGGGCCGCGAACAGGAGGCGUACAAGGCCCUGGUCUUCCUGAGAGGUCCUCAGUAUAACUCCAAGAUAGAGCUGCAAUCAGUCGUGGACCACUUUCAAGAGGAGGCCACCAAAAAGAAGAGCGCGAUGGAGCAGCUGAGACAAAUGGGGGAACCCAACAUCUUGUACAGACUAACGUUCAUAAUCAUCUUGACGGUUUUCCUACAGUUCACCGGCAACAUUCCCAUCGUCACGUACAGCAUUCCAAUAUUCCAGGCGGCCAACUCGUCUAUGAAUUCGUACGGCUGCUUGGUGUCCAUCGCAUGCCUCCGAGUCGCGGGCAUCCUGGUCUACAUGCUGGUGGCGGAGCGCUUGGGUCGCAGGGUGCUGGUAAUAACGUCCAGCCUAAUCUGCACCGUCUCCCUCCUGCUUCUCGGUGUGUACUUCUUCCUGCAGAGCUCAGGGACAGACGUCUCCGCUAUCACGUGGCUGCCGCUCUUCUCGCUCCUGGUGUACAUGCCCUUUGUCGUCAUCCUCGAGUCAAUAAUCUCCAUAAUGAGAUCGGAAGUUUUCUCAAACUCCAUCCGUGCAAUGGCCGUGUCUUUGAUGUCUGUUGUCUUCUUCUUGACCAUGUUCUUGUCCACGCAACUGUUCCCCAUCAUGACGGAGACCAUGAUGGAGCAAGGCGUGUUCUGGACUUACGCCCUCUCGUGCCUCCUCAUGGCCCUCACGACUGCAGUGCUGCUGCCCGAGACUCGCGGCCUCACCCUGGAGGAAGUGGACCACGUGUUCAAGUACGGUAAGAAAGUUGUGUUGCCCAUCCCGUGCGUCUACGAUAAAGUGCGGAUAAGCGAAUAGUUGCGUUGAUGCUCCAUGACUCUUUUACAUCCGAGAUGGAGAGUGACGAGUAUAUUGUGAUCCAAUUUGCCUCAUGAAUGAGCUCAAGUCAUUUCUGCGAGGCGACAAUUAUUGAUUAGAGGCACUAUGUAUAACCAAACACCACACGAGAUAGACACACUCAAAAAAAGUACAGUCACACACUGAGCACGAUAAAAACUGACGCCAAGAACGGAUCCAUUCAUAACAGGUUACUCAUGUUUUUAUCCAUGCUUGUGUUUAGUGCAGCUGCACCUGCAUUAAUCAGGUAAGCGAUACUCGUAAAUGAAGCAAUAGGAUUUGAGCUGCCACAGUAACGCUUCAUGUACUCGUAGCACAAGCGGAACAAGUCGAACAAGCUUACCAAACCUGUCGAGAUUACCGGGUUGUUCAGUGUGAAACUCAUCGGACACCACUGUAACGAUACUUUUUUUUUUUUUUUGAGUGUGUACAUCGAUCAAGGGGAGGAGCAGUUAAGGGGGAAAUCUUAAAGAGCUGGUUGAUGUUGUUCUUUGUCUACAUUACCCGAAGUACCGUCCACUCAGUCCCCUAUCAAAAAAGGAGCCACGGAUGAGAUGACAAAGCCUUAGAGUUAUUGAUGCAAGCGCCGCUGUAUCCUAAACUGCGUUAGAUUGGCAUCGUGUAGCAACCCGUGCUACAGCAAUGUGCCCCAGCUCACUCAACCUGUGUCGCAUAAAUGGGAAUAUCAAGCACCGAUGCAGUCAAUAGGAAGGCUGUACAUGUCACGGCUCCACUACCAUCACUCAUAUUACUGCCUCUACGUAAAUACACUGCUAAUCCUAGUCACUAACACGUAGGGAGUCCUCACGAUGCCAAUUCACUGUUGUCCUGCGCCUACUGCUUGAUAUAAAAAGUUGUAUACGUCCUUUUUUUCCUCCUUAUCAAAAAUCUGAUAACACCGUCACGUACAGAAAAAUUUUCAGUAUUUGAUGCCACUAUUUCUAUUUGAAGUAUGAAAAAAUAACAUGGAACAAAAAGAAGUCUAUGCAUUCAUGACCCUGUCCAUAACCUCAAUUCGUAUUGUAUCGUGAAUUCAUAGUCAAUUUGAAACUUUUUUUUUAGACAGUCGUAAUUCACUACCAUUCUUCUGUUCAAGGAUGGAAAGAUCAAGUAAGUAUUUCGCAAAAUAAGGACGAGACGGAGAAGAAACGUAAAACUCACAGUAUGGAGAAGAAAGUUCCUGUACUAAAUGGAAAAAAGGCUGACUGAUGCCACAGCCCUGUCAAGACCUGAUAACAGGAAUAGUGUCGGCUCCGGUGCACACUAGGAAUGGACAGACUAUAAGCACUUAUAUACUAUCAUGCUGCAUAGAGCAAAAAUUAAUAUACAUAUACAGGUAAAUAAGUAAAUAAAUAAGUAAACGAAAAAUAAGAUAAAUGAAUAAAUCAAUCAGUCGAUCAAAUGUAGUACAGGCCUGGGAAAAAAAAAUUACCCUGCCAUUGCUACUCUGCCUAUUGAAAAGUUUUUUUUGUUGAUAACUUUUGAUGGUUCAGACUUUUCCUUUAAUCUUUUUGUACAUUUUUAAUGCGUCAUUAAUCUUUCUGUAAAAAAAAAAAAAAAAAAGACAGACAAAAAAGGAGCACUCUUUAUAGUACAGCUGGAAACGAAUGUUUUUAUUUAUACAACCAUGAUUAAGAGAGAGAGAGAGAGAGAGAGAGAGAGAGAGAGAGAGAGAGAGAGAGAGAGAGAGAGAGAGAGAGAGAGAGAGAAA
Molecule: messenger RNA, 5866 nt
Organism: Scylla paramamosain (green mud crab)
Lineage: Eukaryota; Metazoa; Arthropoda; Malacostraca; Decapoda; Portunidae
Product: facilitated trehalose transporter Tret1-like
Exons: 3
Coding region: 2449-4116 (555 amino acids)
Biological process (GO): transmembrane transport
Cellular component (GO): membrane
Molecular function (GO): transmembrane transporter activity
Source: RefSeq, a predicted model, not a curated record